CAGCACGGGUUGCCAUGGAAACACACAUGGGGAUUUCCUUACCCCUGCUUGUGCGAGUAUUAUUGCUGCGUCUGGUGUUUAUGCUAUGGUUAAGAAGGCAGACACCGGGUGUCCCGAAGUUGCCACAGACGCAGACAGAGAUGAAGAGAAAUGCUGUACCUACAACACCAGAGACUGUAAACUGUUGUAUCUGGCUUCAGAAAUGUCCUUCUAUGAGGAUUGCACGGGGGUUUACACGUGUAAUAUGAAGGUGGCCACACAACUGACCCAGGGUUGCAACGAUGUUGGCUACCUCUUGAGAUCCAACUACAUGAUGAUGGAGUACUACUGUAUACCAAGAUCUCUGACUUUGGAGGGAGUGGAAGAUGCUAGUGUCUCAGGCACGGCCGUGUAUGUCAAAAGCAAGGAUUAUCCUAGUGGUAUCCCAGCUGGCACUGAGAUAAGCUGCUCCAUUGUCGCCCCCUGCGACACGCCUCUCGUCAUUACAGCAAUACAUGUGGAUCUUUACAUUGACAGCAGUGGAAUUUGUCAGCAGCGUCUCAACAUCAAAGAGGGAAAUGAGGAACAACAGGUAGACUGCACUAGCAACAACGGAGACAACUUUAAGAUAACCGAGGCCUUGACCAGUAAAACCCAUUCUCUGGUGAUCAGCUUCUUGAAUAACAACAGUGGCAAUAAUGGACGCUAUUGGUUCGAUAUAAAUGGUUCUGGCAGGAGAGAGGGAACAUGCACAUCCUUGUGUGUCAGCUACACGUGGUGCAGGUUCUGGCAGGAGGGAGGGAACAUGCACAACCUUGUGUGUCAGCUACACGUGGUGCAGGUUCUGGCAGAAGGUCACCGCUGA
Haliotis rufescens (red abalone) is the source of this 844-nucleotide messenger RNA. RefSeq lists its product as uncharacterized. The record is from RefSeq and is a predicted model, not a curated record. The transcript has 3 exons. Bases 86 to 844 code for a protein of 252 amino acids. Lineage: Eukaryota; Metazoa; Mollusca; Gastropoda; Lepetellida; Haliotidae.